AUGUCGCCUUCUCGAGGCAGUUUGAGAAAGAAACACGUAUCCAUGCCAGCUACGCCUACCAAAAUUUCUUCAAAGAGAUUGACUUUUGACAAAACCGAUGUCGAAGACACUUUGCAAACACAACCGCAAUCGAUAGAUCUAGAGAUGCAGCCUUUGUGUACAGCAACGGAGGACGUUUUAACAAAUCAACUUCCUCGCUUCAAAAAGUUUGUGUCAGUCCAUCGUCAUAAUAUUGCCCCGUCCACCGUGUCAAUUCAAAUUUCCACACAAGUAGAACAACCUGCGUCCGUUAAAAGCAAGUCAACUGGUGUCUAUUUGGCAAAACAAUUAAAUCCCUCAGAGAUCGCGGCUCUGGAAAGAAGUGUUGCAACGAAAGAGCCCACUGCCGUUGCCCAUAUUGUUAUGGUCAAGACACCUGUCGUACUUUACGCCGUCAAACGCGAGAUGGUAAACAGCCUGUCCGAGUCAUGUAAGAAAAAUCUUUGCCGCCGCACAAAUGGUUCUGUUCUUUACAAAAAAGAUUAUAAUGAAAUGUCAGAGUUUGAAUUUGACAAUGUUUGGAAGGAGAUUGUGAAAUUUGCACCAUUUUUCAUAGACAUUUUGAAUGCUGUUGCUGGAGAAAUGUGUGACCUUGCAGACACACCUGCAAGUUUGCGUGUAAAGUACUGCUUGAUUUAUUCCAUAUUGAUGAAUCAAAGAUGGCACGAGCUAAGUCUUUUACAAAGAAUUAAUACGGUUCUUAUGAUUAGAGGAGGAAGUAGCAAGCAGGUAAUACUAUUUCGUGUACAUUAAUAGACAAUACAUUCAAGAUGAUAGGGAAUUUUGUUGAGUAUAAACUUUAGAAACAAAGUAAUUUCUUUUUGACAUGUGAUUGUUUUUAAAUUAUCGAUGUUACUGUCGACGCACGAUUCACAAAUUUGUUGUGACUAUUCUUAUUAAACACUUAAUUUAAUACGUUUCUAAAUUUGGAAUAUUGAUUAUUGGAAUUUGCAAAGCCACUUAGCAAGUUGCUAGUGUUUUACUAUACUUAAAUAUGGCAAACACAUUUGACGAAUAAUUUAUUAACGUUUUUAACAAAUACGUUCAAUUCGUUGACUAUGUUGGUAAAAUAAUACAAAAUUAUGAAUUUAUGUUCAUUACUUUGGUACUAUAAUCUAUAACUCAAUAUUAAUUCGCUCCUUUUAAAAGUAAACAAUUUGCAAAUGUGGCUUGCAAGUUUUACACCCAAUUUCCAAAUUUAGAAACGUACAGUAAUUAUGAAUGUUCAGAACAACCACGCUUUGAAAAUUGACCUGAAAUCGAAAAUAAAAUAUCAAAGGACAAAGAAUAAUUUCCCUGCUACUUUCAUAACUGAUUUGGGAUGCAUCGACAUAAAUUACAUAAACAGUAAUUGUGAGUUGUGCAUUUAAAAACUUUAAACAAUUUGAAUGAGGUAUUUCUUUUGCAGAGAUUUUUAAUAACUAUUAUAUUAAUAAUAUAUUUUGUGUGUUUGUACCCGAUAUUAGUCAUUACAGUACGACAUGUCUCUCAUUAUCCUAUCAGUGUAUGGAAACAAAGUCAAAGAGAUAAAAUUAGAUAGGUGAUAAUUUAUUACUUCUAGUUACAAUUCUAUUUGCGCACCAUUAGUACGUUUACGUGUUGGCAGUGUUGCACACUUCAACAUCUGGAUGUGGUCAAUAAAUCAAUGGAGAAAUAUCUCAUUACUACAUCCAUUACUUAAAAAGUAAAGUUUUAUGCUUCAAUAUUAAUAUAAAAAAUAACUUAACCUCAUGCCAACACAAUUUUUUUAAUAUUUGUGAUUGCACUAGAUGUCAAUAUUAAAGAUUAUGUAAAGUCCGUAUAUCGUCUAAUAAACAGGCAUAAGGCAAACAAGCAAUGUGAUCAUCUUUCAUCUUUGGUUUUCUUUUAUGGAAAGCCAUAGCUGAACUGCUAUAUUCAAGGCAUUUUUAAUACCAUAGAGUGGUGGGGCAUUUGCCCACUAGGCCCCUUCCUCUGCCUCACCACUGAAGAAAAAAAAUGGCCUAUUGCCCCAAAGCCAGGGCCCUAGGACCUGUAUUGAGUAAACGAGUUUAACAUUGAAACAACAUUUAAAAAACAAAAUUUGUUGGUGAGCAUACUUAAACUUAUGUUGUGUUUGAAUGUUUAGCAUGCAAUUUAUUACAAAUAAUUUUCACCAUUAGAACUUUGUUUUGAAAAGCUGAGAUUUUUAAAAAAAUGUAUUCUCAUAAUGCAGGAAAUGCUAUUUCAGAGACCCACAUUUUAAAAAUUUCCUGGGAGGGCAUGCCCCCAUACCCCCAUAGCUAACUUUUGCCUGCGGUACUCGGCUCACACCUUCAACGAUCGCAUACUAUCCUGGGGAAGGGCAAGGAAAAUGGGUCCCAGGACCGUAGCAAUGGGGUAUUGGGGAAGGGGGUGGUUAGCCCCCAACUUUUUUAGAAUUAACAUAUUUGGAAAACCAAGUUGGCCUUUCGGAAAAUUACGGCAGUAAUAAUAUAACAAAAUUUUAGUUGUUAAACAGAUAAAAUAUAAUAUAAUUGUAUUGUCAGUAUAAACUGAUUUACAAAAUCAUGGCAUUUACAUGGAUAACAUUUAACAAAUCGUGAAUCGGUAAGAGUUUUUCGGUUUAUUACUUCUGAGGCGUAGCAACCAGGGGGGGGCGAAUUGUAAAUUUCAACAUACUAAACCGCUGUUUUCUGACCAUCAGAAUUCUGUCAAAACUUCCCCCAAAGUCCAGGAAAUGGCAUUUCAGAGACUCAAAAUUUGAAAAUUUCCUCGGGCCUUCAGCCCUUGUUUUCAACCCCCAAUCAAAUGGAGCUUCCUACAGCACUGCAUGCUACUGUAAUAUUUCUGUGCGUAAAAUAUACGUAUUUGUGUUUGUAAAUUGCGUCUCCAUUUUCCGGAUAGCAAACACCUUUGUGGCUUCGUAUGCCAUGAAAUAUUCGGAUUUUUUUUUCGUAAUUCAGAAAUGUUUGGCCUAUACCCCCAACUAUAGAUGCUAGCUACGGCCCUGAUGGGCCCUUUGGCAGUUUUGCCCCACCACUGAAGAAUCCUUAAAAAAUGCACUGGCUAUAUUUGUAAAAUAUGGUAUACUAACUGGCUACGAGAAACGUGUUUGAUGUCCUGAGUGAUACGGGCGGCUUACGAGAAACGCGUUUGAUGUCCUGAGUGAUACGGGCGGCAAUGAAACCAACAUUUAUGAUUAUGACGACGAUAGAAGCAAAGUCGAUGACCCCAGCUCUAUAGCUACUUCGCAACGAGAAUCCCAACGAACGAUCGAUCGCAGACAAUGAGUCCUCAAAUAGCAGACCUGCCAACAAGUCAACUAAGCAUAAACAAAAGCGGCAUGCUAAUGGAUCAAGUAAUCAGCACAAUGCAAAAGAUGGCAAAAAGAAAUUAGUCUUUAUUGCCGGGGACUCUAUUCAGAAUGUGCAUGGCUGGGAGAUGUCUAAUACCGACAGAACUGUUGCCGUAAAAUCUUUCUCAGGAAGCAAAGUCAAUGAUAUGCAAGACUAUUUGAAACCAUUGCUUCGUCGCAACCCACAUCAAAUAAUUCUCCACGUUGGUACAAACGACAUUAAGUCAGAGAAAUCUCCCGAUCAGUUGGUAGAAGGUAUUGUGAAAUUAGUUAGUCAAGUGCGAGAAAAAUCUGCACAUAUCAAAGUAGCCAUCUCGGCUCUUACCAUCAGAAAAGAUGGUCAUCUAAUUCAAACAAAAGUUAAUCAAACAAACAAUCUACUUAAUUCAUUCUGCUCAGAUAAUAAUGUUGACUUUAUUAACCAUACUAACAUAGAUUUAGAUUGUUUAAAUCGUGGAGGUUUGCACUUGAACCGCAAAGGUAGCACGAUAAUGCAAAGAAACUAUAUGGAUUUUUUAAAUUGACACGACAUCCGUCAGACUAACUCGGAGGAAAUGUUGUAUUCGAAUAGGUUACCAUAUCUUAGGGGUUUCAAGAUGGCAUUACUGAAUAUUGUCAGUUUGUCGAAACACAUUGAUGAAAUUCGCUUACUGUUAGAAAAUCAGACUGUUGAUAUUCUGGCACUCAAUGAAACAAGACUUCACCCUGAUAUUCCAAGUGAAUUUGUUAAUAUUGACGGAUAUGAUAUAGUUCGCAUGGAUAGGGACAACCACGGUGGCGGUGUCUGUUUUUACGUUAGGCGGACGAUAUCAUAUUUAAAUCGUGGUGAUUUAGUGCCGGAAAAUUUAGAGUCAGUAUGUUUGGAAAUUAACCGGCCCAACUCUCGUUCCUUUAUCGUUUCUACUAUUUAUCGUCCGCCGUCAGCAACCGUCGAAUCUUUCUCACAAAUUGAAUCUUUGCUUAAGAAUGUCGAUAACGAGAAUAAGGAAAUUUACUUAUUAGGAGAUUUAAACUGUAAUCUGUUAGACCAGUCCAACUCUUCUGCUAAACACUUACAUUCUAUUAUGCAACUUUAUCAACUUACACAAGUAAUCGAUAAGCCUACAAGGAUUACGGAAUCGUCUUCUACGUUACUAGACGUUUGUAUUACCUCCUGUCCUGAGCGAAUUGCAUUUCAUGAUGUAAUUCAUAUGGGAGUGAGUGAUCAUAGUUUAAUUUAUGUAGUAAGAAAAAUUAAUUCAUAUCUUAAACCUCACGCUAGCAAAAAAGUCGAAUUUCGAAGCUUCAAGCAUUUCAAUGUUGAGAAUUUCAAAGUCAACCUUAUAAACUUACCGUGGUAUUUAGUUGACAGAGAAACUGAUAUUGAUAAUAAAUGGGCAUGCUGGAAAAAUCUUUUUAUAACUGUUCUUGAUAAACAUGCCCCAGUUAGGGAAAGACGGGUACGAAAUAAAACAUCUGUGGCAUGGAUUUCUAGGAAUAUCAGAAACAAAAUGUUUGAAAGGGACCGUUUGAAAAGAAAAGCAAUUUUGUCGGAUUUAAGUGAAGAUUGGAGCCAGUAUAAACAUUAUAGGAAUAAUGUCAACAUUGCAAUGCGUGAAGCUAAGAAAGUUUACUACAAAAGCAAAUUUGACAAACAUCAAAACAAUCCAAAACAGGCUUGGAGGACGAUUAAUGAUAUCCUUGGGAGAAAAAAGAAGGACACAAUGAUUAACGAAUUAAAGCUAGGAAAUGAUACAAUUACUUCUCCUGUGAGAAUGGCUAAUUGUCUUAAUGACUAUUUUACAAGUAUUGGUGGUAAAAUUGGAGACUCCUGCUCUGAACACACUCAGAAUUUAAAUUUUGGCAGGCAUAUGAGUGAUAAUCUAAAUACUAGUUUGGAAUUUACUUUGCAUCCUGUUAACGAAUCACAGGUUUUUAGGCUACUUAACAAUUUGUCUAUUUCUAAAUCUACUGGAUGUGACAAAAUACCGGCUAAAAUUCUAAAAAAAUCUGCCUCUGUAAUUACACCAUCUUUGACCAAUUUGUUUAACUCUGCUAUUGGGAUGGGAAUUUUCCCCUCUGAAUGGAAAAUUGCUAGAGUUAUACCGCUUCAUAAGAAGGGUUCACGCUCCCUUUUAGACAAUUAUAGGCCAAUAUCAAUUUUGCCGGUCAUCAGCAAAAUAUUUUAAAAGAUCUUGUAUGAGCAGUUAUACGAAUAUUUUACCACCAAUAAUUUAUUGUCUGAACAGCAGUUUGGGUUCAGGCGCUUUCAUUCCACGUCCACUGCUUUGCUUGAUUGUAGUGAUGAGUGGUAUGUUAAUAUGGAUCGUGGUUUGUAUAAUCUUGCCGUUUUUCUCGAAUUAAAAAAAGCAUUUGACACGGUAAACCACGACAUUUUACUGGCUAAACUAGAGUUAUAUGGUAUUAAGAACAUGCCUCUUAUGCUUCUCAAAUCGUACUUAUCAGAUCGAUCUCAGAAAUGUCAAGUAAAUGGGGAACUUUCCACACUAAAAUAUCUAAAAUAUGGCGUUCCUCCGGGUUCAAUUUUGGGUCCACUUCUGUUUUUAAUUUAUAUCAAUGAUUUGCCGAAUUGUUUACAACACUCUACAGCACGCAUGUUCGCCGACGAUACUAACAUUACAGUGUCCGGUAAAUCAGUUAAGGAAGCGGAGGUGGCCGUUAAUGUCGAUCUCAAUAAUAUCAGAGAAUGGCUUCUAUCGAACAGGCUCUCUCUUAACCUUGUCAAAACGGAAUAUCUUUUGAUUGGAUCACGCCACAAUAUUAACAUGUUAGAAGAACAACCGCGUGUUUUUAUUGGAGAUGAACCAAUUAAAGGGGUUCAAGUUACAAAAACUCUUGGAGUCAAAAUUGAUCAAUUUUUAACUUGGGACAGUCAUAUUGACCAAAUUUCUAAAAAAAUAUCUUCUGGAAUAAGUGCCAUGAAAAAGAUAAAGGAUUUCACUAAUUCUGAUACUUUGAAGUCGGUCUAUUAUGGUCUUGUCCAACCCCAUUUCGACUACUGUUGUGAAGUUUGGAAUUCCAUUAAUAGAGACCAGUCUGAACGACUACAAAAACUUCACAACAGAUGUGCUAGAAUUAUAAUGAACUUUAAAGAUGAGCCUGGGCAAUCUCAACUGGCCCUCGAUCAAUUAGGGUGGAUAAGCUUGGAAGAAAGGCGAAAACAUAAUAUGGCCCGUCUCAUGUUUAAGGUUGUCAAUAAUUUGGCACCAUCGAGGUUCUCAUCAAUGUUCCAGAAUUCUAACCAUAUCCACAGUUAUAAUUUACGAGGUUCAAAUUCGUCUCUCUUUCUGCCACGACCAAAUACCGAGUAUGGCAGAAAAUGUUUUCGAUAUAGUGGGGUUAAAAUCUGGAAUAGCAUUCCUGAACAAGUAAGAAACAGCGAAUCUUUAAAUUCUUUCAAUAGAAAUAUUUCCUCUGUUAGUCUGACGAAUUAGCUAUUUGGUUUUGUAUACCAUUUGUUUUGUAAUAUGUAUUUGUAUUCGUAGUUCUUAAUUUUCUUAGUGAUUUUGUAUUUUAUCUAUUUUUGUAUCAUUUAUCUACGCCCCACUUGGAAAGCAGCUAUGGUUGAAGUGGCCAGCGUAGUCAAAUAAAGUUUUAUCCUAUCCUAUCCUAUCCUAAUCAAACACUUUAUUUAACACUUCUAACACUUUAUUUUUAACAUAUCUAACACAACAUAUCUAACACUUUAUUUUUAACACUGGUUCACUAUGCUUGCAAUGAGUAUAAAAUAGACGUUUCAAUUCGAAAAAGUUGGAAAGAUACAAAAUUUUGGCAAUGUUUAUAUAUGCCCCCUUUGUUAAAGGUGCCCUACAGUCCGAUUUGCGCAUGUGCACAAAGGAGCCCACUUUUUAUGAUACAAACAGUUUAACUAUGUUUUGGGUUCUUGCAAAGCCUGAUUGUUGCUUCUUGAUCAUUUAUUAUACUCUAGAAGCUUGAAAAUAUAAAUAGUUGUCGAUUAAAGUAUUUUGGACACAAAAAUGUAAACAAAGGCUUUGUUGACAUACGGACUGUAGGGCACCUUUAAUAUGAGCAUGCAGUGCCGAUGUGUAGCUAACUCCGAGGAGUUCCUCUGAACAAUUCCUCAACAAUUUGAUAAGUUCCUUAAAAAGUUCCUAACUUCCUGUUUCACUGACCAAUCAGAUUGCUCAAAAAUAAAAUUUGAUUGGUCAAUGAAACAGGAAGUUAGGAACUUUUUGAAGAAAUUUUCAAAAUUUUACUGUCAUUGCAAUGGAAGUGUUGUAACGGCCCCACCUCGGGCCACUAACAACGCCUGUGCAGGAGGCUAUUCAUUACUUACAGCUGAUCAAUUCAUUUGUUGAAAAAUGGUCAACUUCUUGUGUGUUUGAAUCAACCAAUGGCUUUACGUUUCAGUAACUGAUUGACCAAUUGGGAACAAGCAUGCCAGUAAACAGGAAGUUAAGCAAUUUUUGACCAAAUGAAUUGAUCAAUGUCAGGUAAUGAAUUGGUGCAAUAUUUUAUCAACAUUUCUAUUGCAACGACAGUAAGGAAUUGUUCAGAUGUGUUCCUUCAAGUUAGGAAAUGAACUGGUCAACAAUUUUCUGAACGCUUCUAUUGGCACAACUGCAAUAAGGUAUCAUAAAUCAUAAUAUGUUGAAUUUUUGUAUGUUUCUAUAUGGAUAUAUACCAGUAAGUGUGGUUUUUCAACCCAACGAAAAUGCCCACAGCAGUACCUAUAAUAAUAUUAAACGGGCCCUACAGUCAUUUUUGUGUGGCUUUCCCACCUUAUAAAGUUAUUUGUAGGACACAACAGAAAGUUCUUUUCACAUUUAUAAUUUUAUAGUAUAAUAUCUUACAAGUAGUACUAUGCAGAGCAAUUAUGAACGUCAUGUAGUAACAAUGAAACUUAAUAAAAAGUGUAACAAUAGUUAAGGUAGCAAAGCCAUAAAGAAAUGACUGUGGCUAUAUGGCCCCUUUUAAUGGUAUUGUUAAUAUUCUGUAACUAAUUAUGUCUCAUAAAUGCAGUUGCAGGAACGCUUUCAUAAAUAUGGUAUUGUGCAAACCUAUUCAAAUCGUGAUGUUCUAUUACGGCUGAUUGGUGGAGAUUUCAUGGAUAAAGCUAUGAAAGCAGUAAAGCAGAAUAGCACUUUAAGAGGCACGGGGGACAAUUGGGACAUGAGAAUCAAGACCUUCAUUUGUUUGCAUCCAACUUCUAUAUAAACCGACUAAGUUUCUUAACCUUGGAUAACGUCAGUCCACUUAAUGACAUAUUGACUUGUCCUCGGAGCAUUUUUACACUAGGUAAACAUGAAAUUCAGGUGCUGAAAGAAAAUUUUAAGGUUCUCAUUGCAAGAAUAUGUAUAAACUUCUGCAAGAAGUUCAAGUUCCUUGAUGAUGUUGUUCCAAAACAUAUCAAUCAUCGGUUUUCCUCAGAAAUGGCAAAACAAUCAAUGAUUAUACCACUUCCCAUCCUCGAUGCUGAUGAGAAAAAGUAUUCUGAUUGUGUGCGUAUCUUGGAAGCAUAUGAAAAGUGGAUUUAUGAAGUAUACAAGAAGGCUGAUGCACUCAACCAGGAAGGUAUUAAAGACCCACUUCCAUCUAACUCAGAUCGGGCCAGUGUUAAAAAUCCACUACCACCAAACUCUGGCUGUAAUAGUGUUCAAGACCCACUAGCAUCUAACUCAGACCUGGGCGGUGUUCAAGACCCAUCUCAAUCCACCACAGACAAUGGCGGUGUUAAAGACCCAGUACAGUAUAUAGUAUGGAACGCCAGGACUGUCUCAUGUUAUUAAAACUGAUUAUUUUGGGUGCUUUUAGCUUUAUAUUCGGUGCUUUUGUCUUUAUAUUGGGUGCUUUUGUCUUUAUAUCGGGUGCUUUUGUCUUUAUAUUGGGUGCUUUUAGCUUUAUAUUCGGUGCUAUUGUCUUUAUAUUGGGUGCUUUUAGCUUUAUCUUCGGUGCUUUUGUCUUUAUAUUCGGUGCUUUUAGUUCUAUAUUCGGUGCUUUUAGCUUUAUAUUCUGUGCUUUCGGCUUUAUAUUGGGUGCUUUUGUCUUUAUAUUGGGUGCUUUUGUCUUUAUAUUGGGUGCUUUUGUCUUUAUAUUCGGUGCUUUUAGCUUUAUAUUCGGUGCUUUUUUCUUUAUAUUGGGUGCUUUUGUCUUUAUAUUGGGUGCUUUUAGCUUUAUAUUCGGUGCUUUUUUCUUUAUAUUGGGUGCUUUUGUCUUUAUAUUGGGUGCUUUUAGCUUUAUAUUGGGUGCUUUUAGCUUUAUAUUCGGUGCUUUUUUCUUUAUAUUGGGUGCUUUUGUCUUUAUAUUGGGUGCUUUUGUCUUUAUAUUGGGUGCCUUAUUCUUUAUAUUGGGUGCUUUUAGCUUUAUAUUGGGUGCUUUCAGCUUUAUAUUCGGUGCUUUUGUCUUUAUAUUGGGUGCUUUUGUCUUUAUAUUGGGUGCUUUUGUUUAUGCGAGCCUCCGUUAUUCUAAACCAGCAGUAAUUUAAUGGCCGUAGUCGACGACAACAUAACGAUAGCUUUCCGACAAUGUCCAACCUCGAGGCAGUGCUUCCAUUUUCAAGGAAAUUUCCUUUUCUAAGGAAAUUUUACUGUCGAAAAGGAAAAUCUAAGGAAGAGAAAAAAUUUAAGGAAAUCUAAGGAUUUUUUCCGAAAAAACUUAAAUAUUCACCCAAGCGCAUUAGUGAAGAAGAAGGUUUCACUAUUUUUUGAAUUUUUAAGUGAAUUAUCAAUUAUCUUUAAUUAAAAAUCUGUUUUCAACUUUUUCCUCGUGUUUCCUAAAAUUUCCGAAAGUUUUUGAGCGAUGGAAUUUAGUAACUUUUUGCGCCAAAUGCUGUGAAUAGUUAAUUAAUCAUAUCAAUGUAAAUGUAUCUCUUGUAAGGGAAAGUACAUUUAUUAUGCCAAGGGGGGGGGAUGAAGAUGUUAAGGGGGGGCACCGAAAUAUUUUCUGGCAUUAAAGGGGGGGCUCUGAAAGUUCUUGAUAUACUGAAGGGGGGGGGGGCUCUAAACUUUUCAAAGUUUUGACCGCAGCAAAUUCAAGUUAGAAUUUUGACAUUUUCAGGUAAAAUUUGCGUAAUAAAGUAAUUAUUUUAUUUUAAUUUGUGAAAUGAUGAUAUUUUUGUAAAAUACAGUCAAUUUACAUGCAAUUUGUUUGCGAAAUUUGCUUUAGAAAAUGCCAGAAAUUCAGUCCUAGAGCUUCAAAAAUGUAAAAUUUUUCUGGGGGAAGGACCCCCAGACACCCCUUUUCUCCCAAAAAUUAGUGUGAGAGUUCCAAUCGAUCACAAAAAGCUUUAUUAUAAUUAUUACGCGUAUAAUCCUCUGACAUCCCCCCCCCCCAAACGUCAGAUGCUUUGCUACAUCCCUGAUGGUUGUAUUUGAAACCGAUUUCAGUUUUAAGAUAUCCUUAGUCUGCUCUUCUAAAUGGAUACAUGAAAUCACCUAUAGCUUAUUUUAAAUUUUUUGGGGCCAGGUUUGUGAAGUAAUUUACCCGCUAAAAAGUAGCAGUUCCAAAAACAAAAAAAGCAUACGAUUUGUAAGAAUUACGAUAUGUUCUAUGUUUAUGGGAUAUUUAGUACAAACAGGAUGAAAAUUAAAGAAAUUGAAGCAUACUGGCACUUUUGCAUGCAUUUUUGACAGGCAUGCAAAGAAAUUUGCAACAGAUGCCGGGAGAUACGUUGGGCGGGGGCGACAUUCUGUAAGGUUCCAGCACAUUACCCUGAUCCACAAAAUCCUGGCCACUACAUGAACGUGUUCAAGACUCCGACUUCGCUGAAUGAUGGACAACAACAACCUGUUGAUAAUUUCGCCCCUAGAGCCAAUUCAAAUUUUUUUUUUAAAGACGGUGCCAUUUCAUCAGGCGCUAGUGAGGUGAAAGAAGCAGAAGAUCGGUAGUUUUGUUGAGGAGAAGCACAUGCUUGAGUAUAUCAGACAUCUUGAGGAACUGCAAAUUGUAUCUAUAAGGGAGAAUUCCGGAUUGUACUCCUCCUUCGAUUUCGAAUUCUUGGAGGGGGGGCAUCGAAAUUUACCAUUAACCUCAACAGGGGCCCUGUAAAAAUAUGAGCUUUUUUCAAGACAUCUUCAUCCCCCUCCCUCGGUGUAAUAAAUGUACUUUCCCUAAAUUAAUAACAAAUAUUUAAUUUUAAACAGUAUAAUAGCCUGUGGUUUUUAGCUAGCCCACAUCUUUGUUAAUUGUGCUAUUUUGUGCCUUGAAAAUUAAUUAAAUCCUUUGUAUUGCUACAAAAUCACUGUAAAACUGCUUAAUUAAGAAAUUUCAAGGAAUUUUCAAGGAAAUAACGUAUACAACCUAAGGAAUUUAGAGAAAUUUUGAUGACAAAGAUGUGAAAUUUUGAUUUUGAAAAUGGAAGCACUGCCUCGAGGUCUUAAGCUUUUUCGUUCCAAAUACAGUUUAUACAAUAAUAAUUAUAUUAUUGUAAUACAGCUUAUUGCAGUCAUGGACAAUAUCUUACAACUAAUACAUCUUGGUACACUUGCAGAAAGAUUUAAAGAAGAGAAAAUUGAAGUCGAGACUGUAUUGUCAGCAACUGACAACGAACUUAUUCGUAUUGGCGUGGAGACAAUUGGUGACAGAGUGCGUCUGCGUGAAUUAUGUCGCAAGAAAUUUGAAGAAAAUGCAAAUACGGAUUCCUCUUCUACUUCAGGAACAAGUGGUGAAAGUAUGUCCAGUCGGAUACGAACUGAACGUGCUCUUUUGUUCAACUCUUCGACUGCUGGUGGUAGUAAUUCUGGUCGCUUAUCAAGAGCAGCAAUAGGAAACAGAAGGCGAAAGAACGCUGCCACCGCGAAAAAAAGGACAUGGACUGCACAGUUCAUGUGCUUAGCUGAUCGGUUCGCCGCGAAAGUCCCAAAUGCGUCUGAAAAGCAAAUUCUUUCGAAAGCUGGAUUAGGGGUCAAGAAAAUUAAGUUUGAAAUCGAUGACGAUGAGGAAACAGUCACCAACAAAAUAAUGUCUGAUGUCAAAGAUAAUGAUGGUGUGGUCCUUGGGUUUCCACAGUUACAAGGUAUUGGGGGGUUUGAGAUGUUGCACUGUUUACCAAACUGCAGAGAUCUUCGAUUGAUUGAUUGUUCGUGGUCAGUAAAAGAUCUGAAAUCAAAUGUGGGCAGUGGUCAAAGUAAAAUUUACUUGAGACCAAUUCAAGCGAGCCUCUCAACCAAAUCACUUGUUGCAGAAAGUGAUUCUUCCCUAAAAGAGAAAUGCAAAUACUGCGAUAGGGAGAUUUUGAUGCGAAAGCUACGAGACCACAUAUUUACAUGCAACGCAGGUCUUUUGGAGGAAUCUGAAGAUGAAAUUGAUCCGGAUACAGUCAGCCCAGAUAAUGACAACAAUCAAAGAGAAAGUUUGCAUGUGGAGGGUACAACCAGAGCUAACAUGCCUGUUCCUGAGAGUGUGACCAGUUAUCAAGGAGACGGUGAUACCAUUUUUCCAGUUGGUGAAACAGUCACCCAUGCACCAGUCACCCCAAAUGACCAUGUGACAGUAGACUUGACACACACUGAUAUUGAUGAUAACUCGGGUAAUAAGACAGUUAAUGAUAUUGCACAAGAGGUUGUAGCUUAUUGUAAAGCGGAGAGUAUAACAAAUCAUGUGGAGAUCCUAAGAUAUCUUCAAAGUGUAAUUGUGUAUGGCAGGCCUCUCGAGAUCCAAAACAUCGAGGAGAUGGUAGAGGGGGAAACCAACUACAUUCUUGUUGAUCGUAAUAAUCUCCUGAUCACUUCGUUUGAUGAGAUAAGUGGAAUACAUGAUUUGCGCAUGACCCUGGAGGUGCAAUUUUACAACGAG
Molecule: messenger RNA, 13108 nt
Organism: Paramuricea clavata
Lineage: Eukaryota; Metazoa; Cnidaria; Anthozoa; Malacalcyonacea; Plexauridae
Source: the annotation of a GenBank genome assembly